Messenger RNA from Pieris brassicae (large cabbage white), 2542 nucleotides. Its product is annotated as L-ascorbate oxidase-like. Gene Ontology annotation, molecular function: copper ion binding; oxidoreductase activity. The record is from RefSeq and is a predicted model, not a curated record. The transcript has 9 exons. The coding region runs from base 56 to 1810 and encodes 584 amino acids. Lineage: Eukaryota; Metazoa; Arthropoda; Insecta; Lepidoptera; Pieridae. Gene Ontology annotation, cellular component: plasma membrane. Gene Ontology annotation, biological process: iron ion transport.
UACACGUCUUGCGCAUUAAUAUCAGUUAUACAAUGCUUAUAGAUUAAGUAUAAAAAUGAAAUUAAUUGUUUUUUUCGUGUUUGUUAUCUCAAAUAUAAGCAACGACGGUAAGGCUUCGCUGGAGAGUUUCGCACCAUCGAAUGACGUGAAUUUUUUGACGGAUACCACCAAAAGUUCAGACAAAUCGUGUCAUCGACCUUGCAAGUUCAACGUGAAACCGCGAAGGUGUUAUUACAAGUUUGACAUCGAGCCUACCGUAGAUAAAAUACCUCUCACCGUCAACGGACAGAGCCCAGGUCCACCCAUACAUGUCUGUAUACACGAUAUAAUCGUCGUGGAGGUCAGGAAUAAAAUACCAGACCAAGAUCUGGCGAUACACUGGCAUGGAUUGGAGCAACGCGGGACGCCGUAUAUGGAUGGAGUUCCAAUGAUCACGCAGUGUCCUAUAAGCUAUGGGUCUACCUUCAAAUAUGCGUUCAAGGCGUCGUCACCUGGAACAUUUUUUUACCACGCUGAUUCGGUAACUCACCAAAGUGAUGGCGUUUACGGCUCUCUGAUAGUAGAACAACCACAACCGUUAGAACCCCAUUCCUCCCUGUAUGACUUCAAUAGAAGGGAAGAACAUACUCUCGUCAUUGGUGCUAGGUUCCCUCAACUACUUUCGGGGACUUUGGAAGACCUAACCAAGGUUUUACCAGAUGGAUUGGUGAUUAAUGGACAAGAUUAUACAAAGAUUUUUGUAAUGCAUUCAUAUGCUUACCGAUUGCGGUUAAUAAACGCAAUAGCUCUCGAAUGCCCAGUACUCAUCAGCAUAGACGGUCAUAUGGUGACUGUUGUCGCAAGUGACGGGAAACCAGUCCAACCUGUUACAACUAGCACUGUAAGGUUAUAUCCAGGUGAACGUAUGGACAUUGUGGUUCGAGCUGAUCAGCCGAGUGGUGGAUACUGGCUUCAGGUUGAGGGUGAAAACCAAUGUGAUGGAUUGAAGACUCACUCUAUGUUUCUAUAUCAGGGGUUUAAUUAUACUUCCAUGAUAGAACAGAAUCCGAACACCGAAGUCGAUAAGGAUGAUAUUGUCUUCGGACAGAAACUUAUAUCUUACAAAGAUGUAACACUCCUGCCAUCCGUGAAGUCAGUUUAUCUUGGUAUUGAUAAACAUAGCGUAGAAGUUAAAGAUGCAGAUCUUGAUUUUCGAUAUCUGAGCGAUGUUGUGCCGAAGAAACCUUUUUUCCCUACAGCAUUAUCUCUCAAGGAAGGCGUUGUCCAGAUAAAUGGCAGGAAUUUCCUUUACCCAAACGCGCCAUUGCUGAUGAAGCCCAGGGAUGUAUUCAAGGAUAUUGCCUGCAGCGUUGAAACACAUAAACAUAAGGAUGUGCAAUGUCUGCAAAUUUUAAGAGCUAAUCAGAAUGAACAGUUGGAAUUGAUAUUAGUAAAUGAAGGUGUCCAUAGCAACGACUCGUAUACAUUUCACAUGCAUGGACUACCUAUGUACGUGGUCGCAACAUGGCAGAGUCCAGCAGGACUACCUUUAUCAAAAGAGGAGUUUGAGAAACUAGACAGGGGUGGCUUGAUUGAAAGAAAUUUACAAAAUCCACCAAUGAAAGACACAGUUACAGUCCCCAACAAAGGUUUUACGAUAGUCAGAAUAAAUCCAGAUCAUGGUGGCCACUGGCUACUGGAAUGCAGGUCUUGCAGUCUCACGCUGCCUGCUGCAAUUCUUAUCAGUGUUCCUAUAACAAUACCUAAGACGGUUGUGGAUUCUCUUCCUAGCUGUGGAAGCUAUAAACCCCCAGAUGUGUUGCUUAAUUAAGACUGAUCUUCUAAUUCCAUUAACGCUGGAGGUGUAGCUAGGUGCCUCAUGUCGACCAAAAUUUCUACUAGUUAGCUGUUCGUAUUGUAAUUGUACCGAAGGCACUCACAGAGUUGUAGGUAAUUCUAAUUAACAGCUAAAGUCAGCCAGCCCAUCUAGACACAUAUAUCGAACACUAUAAUAUCAUAAAACCAUAAGGAAUCUUCUGAAUAAGGAGGUAGGCUGGCGUAAUUAGCCAGGACUUGUGCGGAAACUCAGUCCACACAGUAGACUUAAUUCGAUUAACAGAAGAAGACGGAUCUUAGUCUACUAAUAAUGCACUACUUUAUUUGCCUGUAUGAAAGUGUAUGAAGUUGAUUACACUAAAAUUAUUUCCUGAGAUUUUUACGUGAAUAAUCGUGAUGUACAGUAAGCCUGCCUUUAAUGCCGUUUUAUAGGAAUCACGUUGCAGGAGUAUUCUCGUAAAACCGUUUUUUUUAUCAAUUUAAAACUAAGAUACGAACAACACAAUUGAAACAGGUGAAAUGGUAUGUCAAACUAUUUAUAGACUUGACAAAUCAUUGUAAAUUUCACACGACAAAAGUAUAACUUGAAAAAUCUCCGCGUUAUAGGGGGGAAAUACCGUGUUAUAUGGGGGGCAAAAAUCGCCUUAUACGAGAACGCGUUUUAGGACGAUUACUAUAAAUUGUAUGUAAAUAAUUACGUUAAGGUAUAUUUAUUAAAUAAAAUUUA